CUCCUUCAAAGCCCGACAGUAAUUUUGACCGUUGCUUUCUCCAACGUCUCUUCUCCUCACGCUCCUCCACAGCUUCUUUUGACCAUUACACACAACCCUAUUAGGUUUCUCUCUUUUGUCUUAUCUCUCUUUUUUUUCUGGGUUUCUUCUUUGCUUUUUCUUUAACAUUUCACCAGAACCAAUCCAAGAUUUUCCACUGUGCAUGGGUUUUAGUUCUUUCUUGAAGAGGGUUUAAGAAGAGUCUUGUAAGCUAAGCAAAGAAUCUUUCUUCAGAGACAUUAAGUUAAAAAAAAACAAUGUUUUUUUCUAUGCUAUCUUCUUGAUCUGUGUGGAUUUUGAAGCUUAAAGAGAGAGAGAGAGAAAUGGGAUGUUCUCAUUCGAAGCUAGACGACGAGGAAUCAGUUCAGAUCUGUAAAGACAGGAAACGUUUCAUCAAACAAGCGAUAGAACACAGAACCAAGUUCGCUUCUAGUCACAUUGCUUAUAUCCAGUCCCUUAGAAAAGUCUCUGACGCUCUCCAUGACUUCAUCCAAGGAGACAACUACAAGCCUCCUCACGACUUUCUUCAGGACUCAUUCGUGACUCCCGUUAAGAGACUACCACCGAGCAGAAGCCACCGCCGUAGCAGCAGCAGGAGCGGCGGCGGAGGUGGAGGUGGUGAGUUCAUAACGAUUUCACCUUCUUCUAUGCCUCCUGCUAAAAUGAUUCAAGAUAAGCCAAGAACGAAGGUGAGAGCGAGUUACUUGAUGGCUAACAGAACCAGACCGGUUCGUGUUGAAGAGAGGUCUCCUGAAACGUUUUGUGUUGAGUCAUUCUCACCUCCUCCUAGUCAUGAAGCAGAUGGUUUCUUUGGGAUGAAUAUGAAUAUGAAUAUGAACACUUCUGCAGCUUCUUCUUCUUCGUUUUGGAACCCUUUGAGCUCUCCUGAGCAACAGAGGUUGAGUACUCAUAACAUCCCACCUCCUUCACCGCAGAACUCUCAGUGGGACUUCUUCUGGAAUCCCUUCUCUUCUUUGGAUUAUUAUGGAUAUAACAAUAGUUAUGAUAGAGGAAGUGUUGAUAAUAAUAGGAGUGGUGGUAUGGAUGAUGAGAUUAGAGGACUGAGACGUGUUCGUGAGGAAGAAGGGAUUCCAGAUUUGGAAGAAGAUGAUGAACCUCAACCUCCUCAGCCUGUGAGGUUUCAUACUCCUAAAGUAGUAGUUGAAGAAAGUAAGAGUUGUUGCAAGGAGGAAGUUAAAGUUGAAGAUGUUGAUGACAAUGAUGAUGAUGAUGAGUUUACUGAUAGUGGCUGUGAAGAAAGUGAGAACGAGGGAGAUGAGAAAUGCGUUGGAAAGCAAGAACAGCGAACAGUUGAGGUGCCUACAGUUGAAACUACAGGGAGUGUUGUUGUUGAAGAGGUGAAGAAUGUUGUUAACAUUGCUAAAAGAGAGACGCCAGGAUUCACGGUGUAUGUGAACAGGAGACCAACGAGCAUGGCAGAGGUAAUCAAAGAUCUUGAAGAUCAGUUCACAACUAUAUGCGACGCGGCUAAAGAAGUCUCGGGGCUCUUGGAAGCUAGCAGAGCUCAGUACGCACCAUCCUCUAGUGAUCACAGUGCAAUGAAAAAGCUGAAUCCAGUAGCUUUGUUCCGCUCCGGUUCAUCAAGAUCUUCCUCUUCAAGAUUCUUGCUCACUUCUUCUUCUGGUGGUUCAAAGGAGAGUGGCUCUGAGAGCAGAAGCGAUGGUUCAGAUGAGUCUUGCAUGGUUUCAGGUAGCCACCAGACAACAUUGGACAAACUUUUCGCGUGGGAGAAGAAGCUCUACGAUGAAGUUAAGUCUGGAGAGCGUGUUAGAAGAGCAUACGAGAAGAAAUGCAUGCAGCUGAGGAAUCAAGAUGUUAAAGGAGAUGAUCCUUUUGCAGUUGAUAAAACAAGAUCUACCAUCAGAGACCUAGACACGCAGAUAAAGGUCUCUAUACACUCUAUUGAAUCUAUCUCCAAAAGGAUUGAGACUCUUCGUGACCAAGAACUGUUGCCUCAGCUUCUCGAGCUCGUUAAAGGAUUAACAAGGAUGUGGCAAGUGAUGGCAGAGAGUCAUCAAAUACAGAAACGAACACUGGACGAAGCUAAAAUGUUACUUGCAGGGACACCAGUCUCAAAGCGUCACAAGAAGAGACAACAACAACAACCUUCAAUAAUGCCAGAGACCAUCAACUCACAAAGAUUAGCUCAAUCUGCACUGAAUCUUGAAGCUCAGCUUCGAAACUGGAGAGGCUGUUUCGAGUUCUGGAUCACGUCUCAAAGAUCCUACAUGACAGCAUUAUCCGGUUGGCUACUCAGAUGUCUUAGAUGUGAUCCUGACCCUGACAAAGUUAGACUAUCCUCAUGUCCUCACCCGAUAUACCGAGUCUGCAUCCAGUGGUCGAGGCUGCUCAACAGCUUGAACGAGAAGCCGGUUCUGGACAAACUUGAGUUCUUUGCCUCUGGGAUGGGUUCAGUCUACGCAAGACAGGUUAGGGAAGAUCCGAACUGGAGUGGAGGCGGGUCAAGAAGGUAUUCCGGGUCAGAGAGCUUGGACCUUGUGUUGGCUGAUAGGGUGGGAGAAGAAGAUGUUGUGAUGACUGCUGAGAAGCUUGCAGAGGUUGCUGUUAAAGUUCUCUGCCAUGGGAUGUCUGUUGCAGUGAGUUCACUCGCUGAGUUUGCUAUCAACUCGGCUGAUGAACACUCAAAGCUUGUUAACCAACCAGAGGAAGCUGCUGACGCCAAGCCGGAUGUAAAUUCCAAUUCCUAAUUGUUAUUUUGGUUUUUAGAGAGUUUAGAGAUUAGGUUAGGUUACUUGGCUAUCAUCUUUUGCUAUCAGAAGAUAGUUUUUAGAUGGAUGAGAUUUGUAUUAUUAGUAAAAGACAAAACAGAGUUAGUUCAGUUGACUUUGAGGAUGAACAACAAAGAGACUUUCAACACAUUUGUAUCUUGUAAGAUUUUGGUAUAAGAUUCACUUCCCAACA
This is a messenger RNA of Brassica rapa (field mustard), 2982 nucleotides long. RefSeq names its product protein ALTERED PHOSPHATE STARVATION RESPONSE 1. The record is from RefSeq and is a predicted model, not a curated record. Lineage: Eukaryota; Viridiplantae; Streptophyta; Magnoliopsida; Brassicales; Brassicaceae.